This is a messenger RNA of Triticum aestivum (bread wheat), 1723 nucleotides long. RefSeq names its product probable pectate lyase 4. The transcript is spliced from 4 exons. The record is from RefSeq and is a predicted model, not a curated record. Lineage: Eukaryota; Viridiplantae; Streptophyta; Magnoliopsida; Poales; Poaceae. Bases 392 to 1585 code for a protein of 397 amino acids. Gene Ontology annotation, molecular function: pectate lyase activity.
AAUGGUACUCCCUCCCUCCAUCUUAAAAUGGUACCUCCGGAGGUGCCCUCCGGAAAUACAAAGUUGUACUCCCUCCAUCCCAAAAUAAAUGUCUUAAAUUUAGUAUAACUUUGUACUAAAAUUAACACAAAGUUGAGACACUUACUUUGGAACGGAGGGAGUACAAAAGUUGAGACAAUUAUUUGGAGAGAGUAUUUAGGAGUAUUUCUCCGUUUCAAAUUUACUUCUCUUUGGGCCGGCCUGAAACGCCCCCGCGACACAACUCACCAGUGAAAACGGCCCAGAGAAUUAAAGUCCGACAGUAAACAGCAGCCGUUCUUUCCCGAGCGCGCCUCGACAAAUACCGAACCAACAUGUUCUCUGUUGGUUCACUCGAUCACUGUCCUACGCCAUGGCGCCUCCUCAGUCCGACGAGCAGCUCGUCGACGAUCCUGCCAUGGUGGACAUUACUCCUCCUCACCCCGACGAGCAUUUCAGUGAUGAGCCGGCCGUGGAAGACACAGCCCCUCCUCGAUUCUCCGACGAGCAACAACCCGGCAGCGUGCCGCAAACCACGCUGAUGCCGUACGCAGCCGUGGACUCGUCGCUGCGCGCCAUGGCCGGCCAGGCCGAGGGCUUCGGCCGGCACGCCAUCGGCGGCCUCCACGGCGACGUCUACCACGUCACCACCCUCAAUGACGACGGGCCCGGGUCGCUGCGCGACGGUUGCCGUCGCCAGGAGCCGCUGUGGAUCGUCUUCGACGUGUCCGGCACCAUCCGCCUCGCGUCGGGGCUGCGCGUGUCCUCCCAGAAGACCGUGGACGGCCGCGGGCGGCGCGUGACGCUGUCCGGCAAGGGCCUUCUUCUUCGCGAGUGCGAGCACGUGAUCCUGUGCAACCUGGAGGUGGAGGGCGGGCGCGGGCACGACGCCGACGCCGUCCAGAUCAAGCCCGGGUCGAGGCACGUGUGGGUGGACCGCUGCAGCUUGCGCGACUUCGCCGACGGCCUGCUGGACGUGACCUGCGGCAGCACGGACGUGACGGUCUCCCGGUGCCGCUUCUCGGCGCACGACAAGGCCGUGCUGAUCGGCGCCAGCAGCGAGCACGUCGUGGACCGGCGCAUCCGGGUGACCAUCCACCACUGCCUCUUCGACGGCACGCGGCAGCGGCAGCCCCGCGUCCGGUUCGGCCGGGUGCACCUCUACAACAACUACACCAGGGGCUGGGGCAUCUACGCCGUCUGCGCCAGCGUGGAGUCGCAGAUUGUCUCCCAGUGCAACAUCUACGAGGCAGGGGAGAAGAAGAAAGUGUUCACGUACAUGAGCGAGCAGGCGGCGGACAGGGACUGCAGUUCAAGUGGGCGCAUCCGGUCUGAAGGCGACCUGUUCCUGAACGGCGCGAAGGAGCACACCGAAAAUGAUUUGGAAACUGCAGAAGACGGCCAGUGGGACUUCAAGGUCCGGGAUUGCUACAGGCCGUGGUCGGUCCAGCCGGCGUCGAUGGCGCUCAAGGAGCUCCUGGAGUCCUGCACCGGCUGGCAGCCGGUUCCGUUGCCGGAAGACGACGUCUGCUUCACAAGAACGCCAGCUGCUGCUGAACCACUCUGAAAUUUUAGAGCACGCGAUGCAAAUAAAUUUACACGAACAAUAACGAACCACCGUACUACUGCUAGUAUUAUGUUUGACAGAUAUGAUCAAUAACACGAACGAUAUCUGAAGCUCUGAAUUCCAUAGUCGGUGCAUCUU